This is a messenger RNA of Dothidotthia symphoricarpi CBS 119687, 655 nucleotides long. RefSeq lists its product as uncharacterized. The record is from RefSeq and is a predicted model, not a curated record. The coding region runs from base 1 to 432 and encodes 143 amino acids. Lineage: Eukaryota; Fungi; Ascomycota; Dothideomycetes; Pleosporales; Dothidotthiaceae. The transcript is spliced from 4 exons.
AUGUCCUCGAUCGUAGCCCGUUCCGCCUUCCGCGCCGCCCCGCGCCUGCGCGUCUCCGCCGUCCCCCGCCGCUGGGCCAGUCAAGCCGGCCAUGAAGAGAGGGCCGCCGGCAAGGAGGCGCUCAAGGCCGGAGCGAAGCGCGACCCUGAACUCUACGUGCUGUUUGCCAUCAUGAGCGGCGUCUUUGGCCUUGCGGGGUGGCAUUUCUCCCGUUCGCCCACCAGCGCUUCCUCCGAGCGAACCGUGGCCAAGGCUGAUGACAGUGAGCCCUGGAAGCAGGGUGGCUCCAGCCCGUACCAGUACCACCCUGGCGGUGACACCAGCAUUAAGAAGGACGCUCCUUCCGCAUUGAACGUCGUCAUCAUCCCCAACGUGACGCUCCCCAAGGAGCUUCACGAGGCCUACAACAAGUGGGGUAAGGAUGGAUACUGAGUUUCCCGUGGCUGGCCAAAACCCAACCCCCUCAUGCUCGUCCAAACACAUUAUAUCACACAUCACUGAACUCCCCGUUUCAACUUCUCUUUCUUUGGUAGAUACAUCAAGCUGCGACAAUGGAAGAUGCUGUCAAUCGCUGCAAAUUCGACAUUAAAUGCAAUUCAUAUCAAAACCUCUUCACAACCAUGGAUACUCUUCACACUAUGAACUUGUCGACCGU